Messenger RNA from Linum trigynum, 2148 nucleotides. Lineage: Eukaryota; Viridiplantae; Streptophyta; Magnoliopsida; Malpighiales; Linaceae. The record is from the annotation of a GenBank genome assembly.
GUACAUCUAGGAAGGAAAUAAAAAAAAAAAUUAAAAAAAAAACAAACAAACAAAAGAACAACCCUUUGAAUUCUUCAACAUCUCCCCUUCUCCAUCCCACAGUUUCCCCUCGUUUCCCUGCUCGCUCGCUGGCCUGAAACGAUUCUCACUUUCCCAACGCCGGCCUGAAUGACCUAAUCUCGGCGGUGUUCUUGUUGAUGGAGCUUUCUAUGGUAGGUACUCGUAUAAGAUUCUGGUACUUCAUCUUGGUCUCCUUCGUCGUAUGGAUUUUCCUCCUCGCCAUUUACUUCUCCGGCCACGACGGCGACGUCGUCAUUUCCAAACCAAUUAACAGCGAUGAAAAAUUCGCGGCGGAAAUCCCGAAUACGAGCGGGAUGGAAGAAACAGAGCAUCGAGGGGAAAUCCCCAAACUGUAUCCCGCCAAUGCCACCAUUGACAAUUUCUUCAUCGGUGGAGAGUGGGAUAAGUAUCUCCAACAGGUUGUCCUCCCAAAAACAGAGUCCGUGGACCCGAAUCCCAAAAUUGAUCAGGUUGUGGUAGAGAAACACCCAGAGCUGGAAAUCCCUUUAGAUCCAGGGGAUUCAUGCUCUGGAAAGUACAUCUACGUCCAUGAUCUCCCUACCCAUUUCAAUUCUGAUAUUCUAAAGCAUUGCCGGUCUCUGAGCAAGUGGAUGGACAUGUGCCCGUUCAUAUCAAACAUGGGUCUUGGCCCGCAACUACAGAGCUCCGAUAAGGUUGUCUCCAAUGAAGGAUGGUACGAGACCAACCAAUUCGUCGUCGAAGUGCUUUUCCACAAUCGGAUGAAGCAAUACAAGUGCCUGACUAACGACUCCUCGAAGGCGGCGGCGGUUUUCGUCCCGUAUUACGGAGGGCUCGAUGUGGUUCGGUACUUGUGGGAUAGCAAGCGUAUGAUGAGAGACCAUUACUCGAUGGCUUUGAUUCAGUGGAUUCGGGAGAAACCCGAGUGGAAGAGAAUGUGGGGGAGGGACCAUUUCAUGGUUGCAGGGAGGAUUAGUUGGGAUUUCAGGAGAUUGACGGAGAAAGACGACCAUUGGGGGAACAAGCUCAUGGUCCUCCCCGAAUCCAAGAACAUGACGAUGCUUACGAUCGAAUCGAGCCCCUGGAACGAGAACGAUUUCGCCAUCCCUUACCCGACGGAUUUCCAUCCUUCCAGCGACGCUCAGGUGUUCGAAUGGCAGCACAGGAUGAGGAAGAUCAGGCGGCGGACUCUGUUCUCGUUUGCUGGAGCACCAAGACCCAACCUGAAGAACUCGAUUCGCAGCGAGAUCAUCCAACAGUGUAAAUCCGCGAGGAGGAAGUGCCAGCUACUUGGAUGCCACCCGAGCUCCAAGAAAUGCGACGAUCCGAGUAACUUGCUGAAGAUGUUUCAGAGCUCGAUCUUCUGCCUCCAGCCGCCGGGGGAUUCGUAUACGCGACGAUCGACGUUCGAUUCGAUCCUGGCUGGGUGCAUUCCGGUGUUUUUCCAUCCGGGUUCAGCUUACGUUCAGUACCUGUGGCAUUUCCCCAAGGAUUUCACCAAGUAUUCGGUGUUCAUACCGGGGGACGAGGUGAAAGAAGGGAAGGCAAACAUAACGAGGAUCCUGUCGAGGAUCUCAAGGCGUAGGGUAGUGGCGAUGAGGGAGCAGGUGGUUCGGUUGAUACCGGGGAUUGUUUAUGCCGAUCCGAGGUCGAGCUUGGAGACAUUGGAGGAUGCAUUUGAUAUAACUGUGGAUGGGGUUUUGGAGAGAAUUGAUGGGAUUAGAAAGGAGAUGAUACAGGGGAAGAACCUGACAGUGUCUGAGGAGGAAGAGGAGAGCAACUGGAAGAAGACGAUGUUUGGGACGAUUGGGCCACAUCCUUGGGAUCAUUUCUUCAUAAGAGAAAGGGAAUGGAACCCUCAAUGAGAUUUUUUUCAGAUGAUAUAUAGUAGAAGAGCAUACUUGAAUUAUUAUUUAUGUUUUUGUAGUGUGUACAGGGAGAGGCAGAGAGGAUUUCUUUAAAUUAGAGAGCAACAUGUUUGGUUGACUUUUUUAGGUUACUGGGUUUUGUUUUCAUUUGGAAUUUUUUGGGUUUACUUGAUUACACAGUUUGGACAUGUUUUGUUGUGAAUGUGGGAAAUAUGCUUCGUAAUAGAAUUUGGAAUUUGUU